AUGUUCACGCGAAAAGCCGAAUCAAAUCCCAUGUUUCCAGAAAUAUCUGGUGAAUCUGAAUCCAAUGAUCAACGAAAGAUACAAAACGUUGUUCUUGUUUGGUUGGAUGAUAAUAUCGAGACGAACAGCGAAGAUUCUCAAAACACAUUAACAAAACUUCAGCAAAUUGUUAAUAACGUUCAUACAUUCACUGACAACGAUCAAUGCAUCGAAUUUAUAAUAAGCAUGAGGGACAACAGAGUAUUUCUAAUCACUUCAGGAGCCAUUGCACGUAAUAUCGUGCCUUGUGUACACGACAUUAGUCAAUUGAAUUUGUUUCUUAUAUUUUGUGCUAACAAGGAAUACCACGAACAAUGGGCAAAAGAUUGGCCGAAGAUCAGAGGUGUUUUCACAGAUAUCAAACUGGUCUGCGAUACUCUGAAAAACGCAGCGCGAGAAUGUGAAAAGAACGCUAUAUCAAUGAGCUUUGUCACAUCUGACAAGCGGCCAGAUCAAUUACCUGCAUCGUUCAUGUACACACAAUUAAUAAAAGAAACAUUAUUAAGAAUCCAGUUUGAAGAGUGUCAUAUCCGAGAAUAUUUUGACUAUUGUCGCAAAUUAUUUGCUAAUAAUAAAGUGCAACUCGAUACAAUCGACCAAAUAGAACAAAAUUAUCAUGAUAAACUACCAGUAUACUGGUACAGUUACGUUGGUUUCAUGUAUUCUAUGCUUAACCAAGCUUUAAGACUGAUGGAUACAGAUAUAAUUAUACGAAUGGGUUUUUUUGUUAAAGAUCUCCAUCAAUGCAUCGAGCAACUGCACAAAAAGCAAUGCAUGACUCAUCACUUCCCUCCCAAAUUUACUGUUUAUCGUGGUCAAGGAUUGUCAACUGCAGAAUUCCAACAGUUGACGCAAGCCAAAGGUAGUCUACUAUCGUUCAACAACUUCUUGUCUACGAGCCUCGACUAUGAUACUUCUGAAGCCUUUGCUGCGAAUAAUGCGAACAACGCUGACACAAUAGGAAUUCUCUUCCUGAUCGAUAUCGAUCCCACACAGACAACAACUCCGUUUGCAUCAAUUCAAGAGUAUAGUAAUUAUAAAUCCGAGGUAGAGAUACUAUUUUCCAUGCAUAGCAUUUUUCGCGUGCAAGACAUCAAACCUGUUCGCCAUAGAAAUCAACUCUAUGAAGUACCUUUGGCACUUACCAACGCCAAUGAUCCACAGUUAGUUGCGCUUAGUAAUUCCAUCAGACAAGACGCCUUUUCAAAUGCCGAAGGGUGGUCUAGUUUAUGCACAAUACUAUCCGCCCUCGGUCAGCAUUCCAACGCAGAACAAAUUUAUAACAAUAGACUGGAUCAGGAAACAGAUCCCCAUGUUCGACAUUCACUACAAAGAAAUCUCGCCAUCAUCCAUAGUAAAAACGGAGCAUAUCUAACGGCACUCCAGGUUUUCGAGGAAUCGAUCAUUAUCGACGAGAAAGCUCUACCUUCCAAUCAUCCUGAUUUAGCCUCCUCAUACAACAACAUCGGGUUAGUUUAUUCUGAUAUGGGUGAAUAUCAAAGAGCACUUUCAUCCUACGAAAAAGCUCUGGCGAUUCAGCAACAAAUUCUACCUUCCAAUCAUCCUGAUUUAGCCUCCUCAUUCAACAACAUCGGGUUAGUUUAUUCUCGUAUGGGUGAAUAUCAAAGAGCACUUUCAUCACACGAAAAAGCUCUGGCGAUUCGUGAACAAAUUCUACCUUCCAAUCAUCCUGAUUUAGCCUCCUCAUACAACAACAUCGGGGCAGUUUAUUCUCGUGUGGGUGAAUAUCAAACAGCACUUUCAUCGUUCGAAUCAGCUCUGGCGAUUCGUGAACAAAUUCUACCUUCCAAUCAUCCUGAUUUAGCCUCCUCAUACAACAACAUCGGGUUAGUUUAUUCUCGUAUGGGUGAAUAUCAAAGAGCACUUUCAUCACACGAAAAAGCUCUGGCGAUUCGUGAACAAAUUCUACCUUCCAAUCAUCCUGAUUUAGCCUCCUCAUACAACAACAUCGGGGCAGUUUAUUCUCGUGUGGGUGAAUAUCAAACAGCACUUUCAUCGUUCGAAUCAGCUCUGGCGAUUCGUGAACAAAUUCUACCUUCCAAUCAUCCUGAUUUAGCCUCCUCAUACAACAACAUCGGGUUAGUUUAUUCUCGUAUGGGUGAAUAUCAAAGAGCACUUUCAUCACACGAAAAAGCUCUGGCGAUUCAGCAACAAAUUCUACCUUCCAAUCAUCCUGAUUUAGCCUCCUCAUUCAACAACAUCGGGUUAGUUUAUUCUGAUAUGGGUGAAUGUCAAACAGCACUUUCAUCACACGAAAAAGCUCUAGCGAUUCGUGAACAAAUUCUACCUUCCAAUCAUCCUGAUUUAGCCUCCUCAUACAACAACAUCGGGUUAGUUUAUUCUGAUAUGGGUGAAUAUCAAAGAGCACUUUCAUCACACGAAAAAGCUCUAGCGAUUCGUGAACAAAUUCUACCUUCCAAUCAUCCUGAUUUAGCCUCCUCAUUCAACAACAUCGGGUUAGUUUAUUCUGAUAUGGGUGAAUGUCAAACAGCACUUUCAUCCUACGAAAAAGCUCUGGCGAUUCAGCAACAAAUUCUACCUUCCAAUCAUCCGAAAUUAACGUCUUUACAGGAGCUCAUGACUUUAUUGUAUUAGAAGAAAAAGAAAACAAAGACAGACUUAUCGAUCUAUCUGAUGAAUAAGACAUUGAUAGGUACUGGACUGAUGGCGAUGGAAGCAUCAUCGAAUAGUCGAGAUGGUUUAUCAUCAACAUCAUUACAGUUAUCUGUUGAACAAUGGGAAUUACUUCGCCGUUUGCGUAAUAGUCAUCUCACGAAAGCGCAAAUCACACGAGCUUAUGACGAAUUAGAUCGACUUGAUCGUGAACUCGGAAAUCUUUUUAAUACAGCACCUUCGACUGAUCCUGUUUCACCGUCAAUGACCAUAACGCAACAAAUAUCUCCUUCGUCAUCCUCAGUAAUAAAUCAGAAUAACAAACGACCGCAUAGUCACACUGGAAAUGGGUUAACCAGUCGAUCAACAACGAACGGACAUCAUUGUAGUACCCCGGCAAAUGUGAAUCCAGCACGUCCAAGAAAUUCUACUAGUGAACCGAAUUCCACCAAUGGAAAUCAAUAUGAACCUUUGAAUUCGAGUGAUAUCGAAGAAGAAACAAGAGAAUUGCAGGAAUUAAUUUCAAAAGGUGAUGCAGCUAUUCAUAAUGAAAUCUCUGUUUUUGUGUAUCGAUAUGACCUAAAGCAAUCACAAAUAGCUCGAAUGGCUUCCGUCAAUCAAGCAUAUGUAUCGAAAUUUCUGCGAGGUGAUCUAUUCGAUUUGUCCGAAAAUGGCCGAAUGGCUAUUUGUCGAUGGUAUAUUCGAUAUCGAAAGAUUGUUCAAUCGAUAGGUGGUGGUCCACCGUCCGCGGAAAUAAUGGCGAAUUUCACGUCUGGCGAGCCUCCAAUAAAAGUACCACGUCUUGCUGAAUCUCAAACGAAUAGCAAUACGUCCUCUGCAUCAUUCGAUGCGCCAAAGCGGACGCGGUUUACCUUUCGACCUGAGCAUCUUGAUAUUUUGGAGAAAGCUUUUCUUGAUAAUCCCUAUCCUGAUCCUCGCCGUCGGGAAGAAAUUGCUCGUAUAUGUAACGAUGCGCGAACACGUGUAGACGGCAACAAUGAACUUUUGACUGAUCGUGAUCGAGUGACAGACGCUAUCGUUACACACUGGUUUCAAAACAAACGCAAAAUGGCUAAAAGUCAACGAGCUUCAAUUCAUGAUGAAUCACUGCCGUAUGGUCUGUCAAAUAAUAAUAGUAAUAAUCACCUAUCGGCAAUGAACGAUUUCGAAAAUAUCAACGGUGAUGAGGAUGUAAAUAUUCAUCAGCAAGCUCAACCGCAGAAAUCAGCUGUACCUAUCGUUGAUAUGGAUUACUACGAGACACCAUCAUCGUUACUCGACCCUCAAAUGGCUGCGUAUCGAGCAAUAAUGAGUCGAAUGGUUCCUUUUGCCAAUAAUGUCAACGGAAUUCAUUCGCCGAAGCGACUUGUCAAACAAGAACCUUUUCAGAACGCUGACGAAUCAAGUCAAGGUGAAGAAUCGAAUUCAUCAUCACCAUUAAACGAGCAGUUAUCACCGUGA
Adineta ricciae is the source of this 4134-nucleotide messenger RNA. NCBI's taxonomy places the organism in Eukaryota, Metazoa, Rotifera, Eurotatoria, Adinetida, Adinetidae. The record is from the annotation of a GenBank genome assembly.